AUGGAAGAAUACAGUUGCUGCCCAUCCGGGCCCUGCUCUCUGGAAAUUUCCUUUGGGAGGGGCUGGAGACUGCAGGCAGCCCUUCCCUGCCUCUGGCUACCCCUAACGCCGCCUUCUUGCCUGGCUCAGCAGGGCCCCCUCUGAGUACACUCAGCUUUUCUUGUGACCGGGGUAAAUAUUACCUGACACUGUUAAUAUUUAAUGCCCCCCACCUCUGUCCCGCCACCCCCACGGCAGACACUGUCCCCGAAGUAGAGGCUGCAGGAAGACUGUGGAGAAGCUGUGGUGGCUGGGGAAAUGACAGGGCUGUCGGCUGAUGAUGGUGGCAGUGCCAAGGGGGCAGAGGAUCCCUUCCACUAUGAUUAUGAGACCGUCCGCAAAGGGGGCCUGAUCUUCGCGGGCCUGGCCUUCGUCGUGGGGCUCCUCAUACUCCUCAGCAAACGAUUCCGCUGUGGGGGCAGUAAGAGGCACAGGCAGGUCAAUGAAGACGAGCUGUGACAAUAGAGCAGCUAGUGCACAGGCACCAAGGACACCCAUCUUCCCGAGGACACCCAUCUUCCCGAGAUGUGCACCAAGGACACCCAUCUUCCCGAGGACACCCAUCUUCCCGAGAUGUACUCCACUGUCCCAUCACGGUCUGCACUCAUGAAGGACGUGCCGGGCUCACUAUGAGCCCCUCAUGGUCACCCACUCAUGCCUCCUGAUCCUUAACUGCCUUCCUCUCCUCCCCAACCCUUCUAACAUCCCACCUCCUGUUCCAACUUGGGGUACAUGUGCAGCCUCACUGGUUUUCAAUGAAUCACUCUAGCAAGUACCUGCCGAUGAAAA
Molecule: messenger RNA, 828 nt
Organism: Mesocricetus auratus (golden hamster)
Lineage: Eukaryota; Metazoa; Chordata; Mammalia; Rodentia; Cricetidae
Gene: Fxyd2
Product: FXYD domain containing ion transport regulator 2
Exons: 6
Coding region: 298-498 (66 amino acids)
Biological process (GO): monoatomic ion transport; regulation of sodium ion transmembrane transporter activity
Cellular component (GO): membrane
Molecular function (GO): sodium channel regulator activity
Source: RefSeq, a predicted model, not a curated record